AUGCUGCCCAGCGCCCCGCCGGAGAAACCCGGCUCUGGCGCAGGAGUGGCGGCACCUGACUUGCUGGAUCCAAAAUCUGCCGCUCAGAACUCCAAACCGAGGCUCUCGUUUUCCACGAAACCCACCGUGCUUGCUUCCCGGGUGGAGAGUGACACGACCAUUAAUGUUAUGAAAUGGAAGACGGUCUCCACGAUUUUCCUGGUGGUGGUCCUCUAUCUGAUCAUCGGAGCCACCGUGUUCAAAGCCCUGGAGCAGCCUCACGAGAUCUCGCAGAGGACCACCAUCGUGAUCCAGAAGCAGACAUUCAUUUCCCAGCACUCCUGCGUCAACUCGACUGAGCUGGACGAACUCAUCCAGCAAAUAGUGGCAGCAAUAAAUGCAGGGAUUAUACCGUUAGGAAACACCUCCAAUCAAAUCAGUCACUGGGACUUGGGAAGUUCCUUCUUCUUUGCUGGCACUGUUAUUACCACCAUAGGGUUUGGAAACAUCUCACCACGCACAGAAGGGGGGAAAAUAUUCUGUAUAAUCUAUGCCUUACUGGGAAUUCCCCUCUUUGGUUUUCUGUUGGCUGGAGUUGGAGAUCAACUAGGGACCAUAUUUGGAAAAGGAAUUGCAAAAGUGGAAGAUACGUUUAUUAAGUGGAAUGUUAGUCAGACCAAGAUUCGCAUCAUCUCAACAAUCAUAUUUAUACUGUUUGGCUGUGUGCUCUUCGUUGCUCUGCCCGCUAUCAUAUUUAAGCACAUAGAAGGCUGGAGUGCUCUGGACGCCAUUUACUUCGUGGUUAUCACUUUAACAACCAUUGGAUUCGGGGACUAUGUUGCAGGUGGGUCAGAUAUUGAGUACCUAGACUUCUAUAAGCCUGUCGUGUGGUUUUGGAUCCUCGUAGGACUUGCUUACUUUGCUGCUGUCCUGAGCAUGAUUGGAGACUGGCUCCGAGUGAUUUCGAAAAAGACAAAAGAAGAGGUGGGAGAGUUCCGAGCCCAUGCUGCUGAGUGGACAGCCAAUGUCACAGCUGAGUUCAAGGAAACCAGGAGGCGGCUGAGUGUGGAGAUCUAUGACAAGUUCCAGCGCGCCACCUCCAUUAAGCGGAAGCUCUCUGCAGAACUGGCUGGGAACCACAACCAGGAGCUGACCCCUUGUAGGAGGACCCUGUCCGUGAACCACCUAGCCAGCGAGAGGGAUGUCUUGCCUCCCUUAUUGAAAACUGAAAGUAUCUAUUUGAAUGGAUUGACGCCACACUGUGCAGGGGAGGAAAUUGCUGUUAUUGAAAAUAUUAAAUAGCCCUCUCUUUGAAGAGCCUUAGGCAUAGCCAUAGGUGAGGACUUCUAUACUCUCUUUAAGACUGUUGCUGGUAGCAUUUUUUAAAAUUGUGCAUGAACUCCAAAAGGGGGAAAAUAGAUAUACCCAUCACGGUCAUCUACCAUCAAGAGAAGUUGGAAUUCUGAGCCAGCACUAUCUUUUUGAUGAUGCUUGUAACGGUCUAUUUUCUUUGACCAGUGGAAUAAAACAAGCAAUG
Molecule: messenger RNA, 1516 nt
Organism: Eptesicus fuscus (big brown bat)
Lineage: Eukaryota; Metazoa; Chordata; Mammalia; Chiroptera; Vespertilionidae
Gene: KCNK2
Product: potassium two pore domain channel subfamily K member 2
Exons: 7
Coding region: 1-1281 (426 amino acids)
Biological process (GO): potassium ion transmembrane transport; stabilization of membrane potential
Cellular component (GO): membrane
Molecular function (GO): potassium ion leak channel activity; outward rectifier potassium channel activity
Source: RefSeq, a predicted model, not a curated record